UAUGAAAUUCAUCGAUGGUACGCACAACCGAUGAUAGCAAAGGGCCAAAUGAUCCAGCCUAUUAUAGAUCCUCAUCAUCUGUUUGUCAAUAAUAGGGCAAGAUGUUGUUCUAAAGGUAUUUCUGGUAUGGGAGUCAGCAGUGAAGCUUGGUGGAAAGUAGCUGGGAAUUGCACAGAAAACGGCACAGGUCUAUCAUUGGAGAUAGCUAAGGAACUUCGUGACAAACAAAAAAAUUCUUAUGCGCAGACCACUUUCAGCGAAAAAGUACAAUUUGAAAUGAUGAAAAAUGGAGAUUAUACAGAGGCUGAAUGGUGUAGACUGAUUCGAAAUUGGUAUGCAGCUAUCGAUGAGGGUGGUAUGUGUAUAGAGAAACGUAUUGAAUGCUUACUAGCGAUGAGGGAUAAAUUACUGCCAUAUUUACAUGUUGGUCACUUUCCGCCGCCAGGAGCAUAUGUAGCCUCUCUUCCAAUGGCCCAGUUUGAAGGGAUACUGAGCAAUGUUGACAGGCGAUUGCAGCUGUAUGGAAUGGUACAACGAGGAAGUUAUAACCAAAGAGCUGUUACCAGCCUGGACUCAGAAACAUUUUUUUCAGGGUUUCAGGACUAUGACCCAAAGGGGACUGGUGUGUUGAGACCAGAUGAUAUACCAACAGCUUUAGGUGCAGCAGUGUGUUUGUUCAGUCAACGAAUGGAUUCUAACAGAAAAUUUUAUAUGAAGACGUCCAAGAAAACAAGAGUUUAUCCAGAACAAAGUCUCAGUCAAAACUGUAGCGCCGAUGGAGAAAUGGAAGAAACUGAGUUGUACAACUGUUUCAAUACUCGUAUCAUUAAAAUAAAAUCAAACCAAUUUGAUCUCCCUGAAAGAAAAGCUGUUAAUCCCAAAAGAAAAUGUGGAAGAAUUUCUUCAUUUGGUGUCCCUAGUAGAGGUGCAGAAGGAGCACGAUCUCACCACAAGACAAAUGAGGAAAAGAUAUUAGCGCAUAGACGAUAUGGAAUUUCUGAUGACAAUAUAGAUUUAAAAAAUUAAUUGCUGCUGUCCAAUUGAAUCUGUAAUGAAAAUGAAAAAUAACCACACACAUGUCAAUUUCUUCAUCUGUUAUUUAAUGCAUUUUUUAUGUACAUUAUUUAAUGUUUU
Messenger RNA from Mytilus trossulus (common blue mussel), 1134 nucleotides. RefSeq lists its product as uncharacterized. NCBI's taxonomy places the organism in Eukaryota, Metazoa, Mollusca, Bivalvia, Mytilida, Mytilidae. The transcript has 4 exons. The record is from RefSeq and is a predicted model, not a curated record. The coding region runs from base 31 to 1026 and encodes 331 amino acids.